Messenger RNA from Patiria miniata (bat star), 9410 nucleotides. Its product is annotated as neurogenic locus notch homolog protein 1-like. The transcript is spliced from 46 exons. The record is from RefSeq and is a predicted model, not a curated record. Gene Ontology annotation, biological process: establishment or maintenance of epithelial cell apical/basal polarity; heterophilic cell-cell adhesion. The coding region runs from base 139 to 7371 and encodes 2410 amino acids. Gene Ontology annotation, molecular function: calcium ion binding. Gene Ontology annotation, cellular component: plasma membrane; protein-containing complex. Lineage: Eukaryota; Metazoa; Echinodermata; Asteroidea; Valvatida; Asterinidae.
GCCAAUCAACCUACCACAGAAGGACCAACUACGCAAGCCAAUCAACCAACGACAGAAGGACCAACUACGCAAGCCAAUCAACCAACCACAGAGGGGCCAACUACGCAAGCCAAUCAACCAACCACAGUAGGACCAACUAUGCAAGCCAAUCAGCCAACCACAGACGGGCCAACUACGCAAGCCAAUCAACCAACCACAGAAGGACCAACUACGCAAGCCAAUCAACCAACCACAGACGGGCCAACUACGCAAGCCAAUCAACCAACCACAGAAGGACCAACUACGCAAGCCAAUCAACCAACCACAGACGGGCCAACUACACAAGCAAAUCAACCAACCACAGAAGGACCAACUACGCAAGCCAAUCAACCAACCACAGACGGGCCAACUACGCAAGCCAAUCAACCAACCACAGAAGGACCAACUACGCAAGCCAAUCAACCAACCACAGACGGGCCAACUACGCAAGCAAAUCAACCAACCACAGAUCUAGAGGGACCAACUACACAAGGACCAAUGUCAGCCACAACAAUGCAGUCAUCAACACCAGGUCUGAGAUCAGUCACCAUUGUACUGAGUAUUGUAGGAGUAAAUAACACCGCUCUCAACUCCUCAGACUACACUGAUCCUAACUCUGCAGCUUCUAUGGAGUUGGCAGAACUGGUGGCCAGAGUGAUUGCAAGUGUACUUGGAGAGAAUGCGACAACAAGCGAUGUGGAAUCUGUCAGUGGUGCGAUUUCAUUUGGACCAGAUGGUGUAGUUUUCACAGGAGAUGUAUUCGUCCCAGUGGAUUCACCUGUAACUCCUGAAACCAUCAUGGAAGUCUUAUCCAAUCAAGCUGCUGCAGCACCCUUAACUGAUGGACAGAGUACUCUGGAUGUGGACCCUGCAGUUACUGCUAUGGAUGAAGAUAAUUGUGAUCCCAACCCUUGUAUGAAUGGAGGUAGUUGCGCGGAUGGCAUCAAUAGCUACGUCUGCACUUGUGUAGAAGGAUUUACAGGAAAUGACUGUGAAACUGGUCUGAGAUCAGUCACCAUUGUCCUGAAUGUCAGAGGAGUAAAUGGCACCGCCCUCAUCUCCUCAGACUUCACCGAUCCCAACUCUGCAGCUUCGAUGGAGUUGGCGGAACUAGUGGCCAGAGUGAUUGCAAGUGUACUUGGAGAGAAUGCGACAACAAGCGAUGUUGAAUCUGUCAGCGGUGCAAUUUCCAUUGGACCAGAUGGUGUAGUUUUCACAGGUGAUGUAUUCGUCCCAGUGGAUUCGCCUGUAACUGCUGACACCAUCAUGGAAGUCUUAUCCAAUCAAGCUGCUCCAGGACCUCUAACUGAUGGACAGAGUACUCUGGAUGUGGACCCUGCAGUUACUGCUAUGGAUGAAGAUAAUUGUGAUCCCAAUCCUUGUAUGAAUGGAGGUAGUUGCACGGAUGGUGUCAAUAGCUACGUCUGCACUUGUGCAGAGGGAUUCACAGGAAGCGACUGUGAAAUAGGGCUGAGAUCAGUAACCAUUGUACUGAAUGUCAGAGGAGUAAAUGGCACUGCCCUGGUCUCAUCAGACUUCGCCGAUCCCAACUCUGCAGCUUCGAUGGAGUUGGCGGAACUGGUGGCCAGAGUGAUUGCAAGUGUACUUGGAGAGAAUGCCACAACUAGCGACGUUGAAUCUGUUAUUGGUGGGAUAUCUGUUGGACCAGAUGGUGUAGUUUUCACAGGUGAUGUAUUCGUCCCAGUGGAUUCGCCUGUAACUGCUGAAACCAUCAUGGAAGUCUUAUCCAAUCAAGCUGUUGCAGCACCCUUAACUGAUGGACAGAGUACUCUGGAUGUGGACCCUGCAGUUACUGCUAUGGAUGAAGAUAAUUGUGAUCCCAACCCUUGCAUGAAUGGAGGUAGUUGCGUGGAUGGUGUCAAUAGCUACGUCUGUACUUGUGUAGAGGGAUUCACAGGAAGCGACUGUGAAAUAGGUUUGAGAUCAGUCACCAUUGUCCUGAAUGUCAGAGGAGUAAAUGGCACCGCCCUCAUCUCCUCAGACUUCACGGAUCCCAACUCUGCAGCUUCGAUGGAGUUGGCAGAACUGGUGGCCAGAGUGAUUGCAAGUGUACUUGGAGAGAAUGCCACAACUAGCGACGUUGAAUCUGUUAUUGGUGGGAUAUCCGUUGGACCAGAUGGUGUAGUUUUCACAGGUGAUGUAUUCGUCCCAGUGGAUUCGCCUGUAACUGCGGAAACCAUCAUGGAAGUCUUAUCCAAUCAAGCUGCUGCAGCACCCUUAACUGAUGGACAGAGUACUCUGAAUGUGGACCCUGCAGUUACUGCUAGGGAUGAAGAUAAUUGUGAUCCCAACCCUUGUAUGAAUGGAGGUAGUUGCACGGAUGGUGUCAAUAGCUACGUCUGUACUUGUGUAGAAGGAUUCACUGGAAACGACUGUGAAAUAGGUCUGAGAUCAGUCACCAUUGUCCUGAAUGUCAGAGGAGUAAAUGGCACCGCCCUGGUCUCCUCAGACUUCACCGAUCCCAACUCUGCAGCUUCGAUGGAGUUGGCAGAACUGGUGGCCAGAGUGAUUGCAAGUGUACUUGGAGAGAAUGCCACGACUAGCGACGUUGAAUCUGUUAUUGGUGGGAUAUCUGUUGGACCAGAUGUUGUAGUUUUCACAGGUGAUGUAUUCGUCCCAGUGGAUUCGCCUGUAACUGCUGAAACCAUCAUGGAAGUCUUAUCCAAUCAAGCUGCUGCAGCACCCUUAACUGAUGGACAGAGUACGCUGGAUGUGGACCCUGCAGUUACUGCUAUGGAUGAAGAUAAUUGUGAUCCCAACCCUUGUAUGAAUGGAGGUAGUUGCACGGAUGGUGUCAACAGCUACGUCUGUACUUGUGUAGAGGGAUUCACUGGAAACGACUGUGAAAUAGGUCUGAGAUCAGUAACCAUUGUCCUGAAUGUCAGAGGAGUAAAUGGCACCGCCCUGGUCUCCUCGGACUUCACCGAUCCCAACUCUGCAGCUUCGAUGGAGUUGGCGGAACUGGUGGCCAGAGUGAUUGCAAGUGUACUUGGAGAGAAUGCCACAACUAGCGAUGUUGAAUCUGUUAUUGGUGGGAUAUUUAUUGGACCAGAUGGUGUAGUUUUCACAGGUGAUGUAUUCGUCCCAGUGGAUUCGCCUGUAACUGCUGAAACCAUCAUGGAAGUCUUAUCCAAUCAAGCUGCUGCAGCACCCUUAACUGAUGGACAGAGUACUCUGGAUGUGGACCCUGCAGUUACUGCUAUGGAUGAAGAUAAUUGUGAUCCCAACCCUUGUAUGAAUGGAGGUAGUUGCACGGAUGGUGUCAACAGCUACGUCUGCACUUGUGCAGAGGGAUUCACUGGAAACGACUGUGAAAUAGGUCUGAGAUCAGUAACCAUUGUCCUGAAUGUCAGAGAAGUAAAUGGCACUGUCCUCAUCUCAUCAGACUUCACCGAUCCCAACUCUGCAGCUUCGAUGGAGUUGGCAGAACUGGUGGCCAGAGUGAUUGCAAGUGUACUUGGAGAGAAUGCCACAACUAGCGACGUUGAAUCUGUUAUUGGUGGGAUAUCUGUUGGACCUGAUGGUGUAGUUUUCACAGGUGAUGUAUUUGUUCCAGUGGAUUCGCCUGUAACUGCUGAAACCAUCAUGGAAGUCUUAUCCAAUCAAGCUGCUGCAGCACCCUUAACUGAUGGACAGAGUACUCUGAAUGUGGACCCUGCAGUUACCGCUAUGGAUGAAGAUAAUUGUGAUCCCAACCCUUGCAUGAAUGGAGGUAGUUGCACGGAUGGUGUCAACAGCUACGUCUGCACUUGUGUAGAGGGAUUCACUGGAAACGACUGUGAAAUAGGUCUGAGAUCAGUAACCAUUGUCCUGAAUGUCAGAGGAGUAAAUGGCACUGCCCUGGUCUUCUCAGACUUCACCGAUCCCAACUCUGCAGCUUCGAUGGAGUUGGCGGAACUGGUGGCCAGAGUGAUUGCAAGCGUGCUUGGAGAGAAUGCCACGACAAGUGAUGUUGAAUCGGUCAGUGGUGCGAUUUCCAUUGGACCAGAUGGUGUAGUUUUCACAGGUGAUGUAUUCGUCCCAGUGGAUUCGCCUGUAACUGCCGAAACCAUCAUGGAAGUCUUAUCCAAUCAAGCUGCUGCAGGACCCUUAACUGAUGGACAGAGUACUCUGGAUGUGGACCCUGCAGUUACUGCUAUGGAUGAAGAUAAUUGUGAUCCCAACCCUUGUAUGAAUGGAGGUAGUUGCGCGGAUGGUGUCAAUAGCUACGUCUGUACUUGUGUAGAAGGAUUCACAGGAAGCGACUGUGAAAUAGGUCUGAGAUCAGUAACCAUUGUCCUGAAUGUCAGAGGAGUAAAUGGCACCGCCCUUAUCUCCUCAGACUUCACCGAUCCCAACUCUGCAGCUUCGAUGGAGUUGGCGGAACUGGUGGCCAGAGUGAUUGCAAGUGUACUUGGAGAGAAUGCCACAACUAGCGACGUUGAAUCUGUUAUUGGUGGGAUAUCUGUUGGACCAGAUGGUGUAGUUUUCACAGGUGAUGUAUUUGUUCCAGUGGAUUCGCCUGUAACUGCUGAAACCAUCAUGGAAGUCUUAUCCAAUCAAGCUGCUGCAGCACCCUUAACUGAUGGACAGAGUACUCUGAAUGUGGACCCUGCAGUUACCGCUAUGGAUGAAGAUAAUUGUGAUCCCAACCCUUGCAUGAAUGGAGGUAGUUGCACGGAUGGUGUCAACAGCUACGUCUGCACUUGUGUAGAGGGAUUCACUGGAAACGACUGUGAAAUAGGUCUGAGAUCAGUAACCAUUGUCCUGAAUGUCAGAGGAGUAAAUGGCACUGCCCUGGUCUUCUCAGACUUCACCGAUCCCAACUCUGCAGCUUCGAUGGAGUUGGCGGAACUGGUGGCCAGAGUGAUUGCAAGCGUGCUUGGAGAGAAUGCCACGACAAGUGAUGUUGAAUCGGUCAGUGGUGCGAUUUCCAUUGGACCAGAUGGUGUAGUUUUCACAGGUGAUGUAUUCGUCCCAGUGGAUUCGCCUGUAACUGCCGAAACCAUCAUGGAAGUCUUAUCCAAUCAAGCUGCUGCAGGACCCUUAACUGAUGGACAGAGUACUCUGGAUGUGGACCCUGCAGUUACUGCUAUGGAUGAAGAUAAUUGUGAUCCCAACCCUUGUAUGAAUGGAGGUAGUUGCGCGGAUGGUGUCAAUAGCUACGUCUGUACUUGUGUAGAAGGAUUCACAGGAAGCGACUGUGAAAUAGGUCUGAGAUCAGUAACCAUUGUCCUGAAUGUCAGAGGAGUAAAUGGCACCGCCCUUAUCUCCUCAGACUUCACCGAUCCCAACUCUGCAGCUUCGAUGGAGUUGGCGGAACUGGUGGCCAGAGUGAUUGCAAGUGUACUUGGAGAGAAUGCCACAACUAGCGACGUUGAAUCUGUUAUUGGUGGGAUAUCUGUUGGACCAGAUGGUGUAGUUUUCACAGGUGAUGUAUUCGUCCCAGUGGAUUCGCCUGUAACUGCUGAAACCAUCAUGGAAGUCUUAUCCAAUCAAGCUGCUGCAGCACCCUUAACUGAUGGACAGAGUACUCUGGAUGUGGACCCUGCAGUUACUGCUAUGGAUGAAGAUAAUUGUGAUCCCAACCCUUGUAUGAAUGGAGGUAGUUGCACGGAUGGUGUCAAUAGCUACGUCUGUACUUGUGCAGAGGGAUUCACAGGAAGCGACUGCGAAAUAGGUCUCAGAUCAGUCACCAUUGUCCUGAAUGUCAGAGGAGUAAAUGGCACUGCCCUGGUCUCCUCAGACUUCACCGAUCCCAACUCUGCAGCUUCGAUGGAGUUGGCAGAACUGGUGGCCAGAGUGAUUGCAAGUGUACUUGGAGAGAACGCAACAACCAGUGACGUUGAAUCUGUUAUUGGUGGGAUAUCUGUUGGACCAGAUGGUGUAGUUUUCACAGGUGACGUAUUAGUCCCAGUGGAUUCGCCUGUAACUGCUGAAACCAUCAUGGAAGUCUUAUCCAAUCAAGCUGCUGCAGCACCCUUAACUGAUGGACAGAGUAUUCUUGAUGUGGACCCUGCAGUAACUGCAAGGGAUAACUGUGAUCCCAACCCUUGUAUGAAUGGAGGAUCUUGUGAGGAUGGCACCAAUAGCUACGUCUGCACUUGUGUAGAGGGAUUCACCGGAAACGACUGUGAAAUAGAUAUUGAUGAUUGUGAUCCCGACCCUUGCAUGAAUGGGGGAGCCUGUCAGAACGGCGUGAACAGCUACACCUGUACUUGUGUAGAAGGUUUCACAGGAAGCGACUGUGAGACAGACAUCGACGAUUGUAAUCCAAACCCUUGCUUGAGCGGGGAAACCUGUGAAGACGGUAUCAAUCGUUUCACCUGCACCUGCAUUCAAAGAAAUUGUCAGACAGAUCCUUGUGUAUUGAAUCCUGGCCGCUGUGCAGCGACACCUGGCCAGUACUGCCUGCCAGUCCCCUUCAGUGAACUCCCUGCUAGACACAGGUGUGCCUGUCGGGAACUCGACGGAUAUUUCUGGGACAGUUCUGCAAACCGCUGCAGCCAAAACGGAUUCCGAGCAGUAAUGAUAGAAAUGAAUGUUGAAGGGAUCAACGGGACUGCAUUAGGUUUAGACGACAUCAAUACACCUGGGUUGUUGGCAGUGGUGGCUAAAGUGAUUCAAUCUGAGCUGGGACUUAUGCCAGCAACAAGCGACAUAAACCAAGUCCAUCCAGUCCAGUUGGUUGUAAGAGACGGCAGAGUGAUGUUCAUGGGCGUCGUCCAGGUCCCAGCAGAGUCGACCAUCACCGCACGAGUCAUCGAGUCGAUGUUGUCGACACUGGCAUCAUCGAGAGCACUAACAGAUGGACAGACCACACUGAAUGUGGACCCUCAAGUUACUGCUAUGGUCUCCACAACUGCUUGCCCGCCCAACUUCUGUCAGAACGGAGGGACGUGUGAUGUCUCUGGCAAUUAUCCAGCCUUGGAUUAUACAUGCAGAUGUGCCACCGCAUUCACGGGCUCCAACUGCGAGUCAGUUAUUCCUGUUCCUACAGAGAAACCAGUUACUUUUGCCCCAACCAUGGCGCCAGGUGACUCCAUGUCACUGUUGACGGCUGUGCUGAUUCUGCUGGCCGUGAUAGCCCUGUUGCUGGUUCUGUCCUGCCUCUGUUGUUUCUUGGCCCUCCGACUACGAAGACGGCGGCGUAGGUAUCCGGUGUAUGAGCGGCGAGUCAUGUACGCGUACUUCAAUCCCGUUGCAGGGAGGACAAUGAAGCGGCCCGAGUUUGUCACGCCCUACGUAGCGAGCGGCCAGGAAGCUAGAAACUACUAUGACCAGAGGGCUUUUGAAGGGCGGUAUCCAGUUGCUGGCCGCGUUGUCAAAAACCCCAUCCUAGCAGAAGCAUGAGUCUCUGCAUCUCUACAAUUCUUCGCUGUAAUUAAAAGGAAAUCGGUAGAUCUCUUUCUUUAUCAAAUUUAAAAUGUCCUUCUUUAACUUGAUCAUUUUGAUGUACAUCCAUCGUAGAACUGUACUUUCGCCACCAGCUUAACCCUAAAAGGGCCGGGUUAUUUUGACCAUCUCUCAGCUGGGGGAGGGGGCGGAAUCCUAAGAUCUUGGCCAUCGAUUAUCGAAAACAUUUGAAACUCAGUACAUGCAUAGAGCAACUCUUCCUUAACAUACCCAAGAAAUUUCAUAACUAUAGGUCAAAGGGUUUUGGAAUUAUGGGUAAUUAAUUAUUCAUAUGUACGAAUGACAAUUCUGCUCUGAGUACACGACGUAUAUCGGAAAAUUCAGUUUUCACGGCGCGUAGCGCCAGAAAAUUUUGCGCUACGCGGCAACCCGUGGUCCGAUUUUUAUGUUUUUGGUAUCAAAAGAUGCGCAAAGCUCGAGGCUAAAAAGUCAUAACAGCUAUUUAUAAAUUUUUUUAGAGGCUAUCGUGAAAAAUGUUGAGGGUUAAACUGCUUUAACUACAGCAACACUUCCAAGACAGUUUGGUAUUUGUAUUUAUAAGUUAUAAACCUAGCUGCACUUCUUUUCUAUUCUGUUCUUUGUUCCGUCAAGUUUCAACUACAAGAGCCUUCACUAGCAGAUUGCACAUUUUGUAUAUUAAGGUUGAAGACUUUGUACAAAUUAGAGAAUAUAGGAUUAUACAAAUUGAGCAAUGGGCCAAACAGCAAUAUACAUGUACUGUGUAUCUGGGCCGAAUUUCAUGGCUUUGCUUACCAAAGAAUCCGUGCUUGCGAUCACCAUUUAGCGCUGUCCGCACUAGCAGAAAACUUCUGUGCUAACCCUGUAAGCACAGAAUCCUUAGUUACAAAAUGCACGCGUGCGCAGGAUCAAAAAUUCCUCGCUGACCCGUGAAAUACGCUAAGCAGGGAAUAUUCCGCUCUAGUAAGCAGGGAUUUUUCGCUGCCGGUCAGCAGAGCCAAGAAAUCAGGCCCCAGUUACCCACCAACCCUAAAAUUGGGGUUGACAUUUGACAUUUUUGAAAAACAUAAAAAAAAUUAUAGCGUGAAGCUUGAUUGAGAGCUAAUGUGAUUGUUGCAUAAUUUCGGGCUUUGCAAUGACAAGCUGGAAAACAUUCUUAGAGUUACAGCCAAAUCUUCCUCUAAGCUGGAGAAACCUUCCUCAAAGCUGGAGAAUAUUGGCACAGUUUACCAGCCUCUCGUAUAAAUAUUUAUUUACUCUAUAUUAAUAGAACCUAAACAGUAAAAUGCAUAUUUUGCAACUUUGAGUCUAAUUUUGUAUAUUUUUUGAGUGUGUAAUUUCUUAUAUAUUUUUUUUGGAAAAACUUAAUGUAAUAAAUAUGGUUUAUUUGAUUUGUGAGACUAAGUCAAGUUUAAGGCAUUCUGAUAUGACUUCAAGUUUGAUUUCAUUAAUGCCAAACAUAGUCUUAAUUAAAGUCAAACUUUGGGUUUAUUGAAAAACAAUAUAGUCAUUACAUUACAGUAAUAUUUUUGGUGUCCAAAAUGCUUUGGUCGAAAAUGCUUUCUUUGUUGCUUAUUGCGCCCUUAUUCCUCAGGAAUGGGGAUGAUGUAGCCCCUUCCCCAAAUUUGCUAACCUUUGUGAUCAAUUACAAAGAAAAUGCGGAAUAACUAAAUUUGAAAAAUUAGGAGCAAUUUAAAAAAAACACCCAGUUUUCUCCAAUGCUGGUCGGCCGUCCAGCAUUGGAAAAAUACAAUUUUUCUUGAAAAUUUCAGCACACCAGGAGCUACGAAUUUACAGGAUGCUUUUGACUGUCGAUACCCUAAUAAUCCAUUAUAGGUAUGUCGUGAUAAUGAGAUCGUUUCGUUUAUUGAUGUUUGCAAAUGUUGUAUCUUCCCUUUAAAGGCAGAGUGUUAAAUCCAAUAUACAUGUAAAACUUUUGUUUAUCUAGACGGCAAAACUGAAUAUGGAGUUUGAACAAUAUAUAAGGAGUGGUAGGUGAAAUGAAUUAAAACAAUACA